GGGCACAAGCGGCCGCACCCCGAGCCCGCCGCCCGCAUCGGCACCCACGACGGCACCUUCCACUGCGACGAGGCGCUGGCGUGUUUCCUGCUGCGCCUUCUGCCCCGCUACCGGGACGCSGAGAUCGUGCGGACGCGGGACCCGCAGCGCCUGGCCAGCUGCGACGUGGUGGUGGAYGUGGGGGGCGAGUACGACCCGGGGCGACACCGCUAUGACCACCACCAGAGGUCUUUCAAGGAGUCCAUGCGGAGCCUGCGGCCAGACAAGCCCUGGAGCACGAAGCUGAGCAGCGCCGGGCUCGUCUACUGCCACUUUGGCUCGCAGAUCCUGGCGGGGCUCCUGGGGCAGCCCGAGGACGGGCCCGUGGUCACAGCGCUCUAUGACAAGCUCUACGAGAACUUCGUGGAGGAGAUCGAUGCCAUCGACAAUGGGAUCGCGCAGGCAGAGGGGGAGCCCCGCUACGCCCUGACCACCACACUGAGCGCCCGCGUGGGGCACCUCAACCCACGCUGGAACGACCCCGAGCAGGACACCGAGGCGGGCUUCAGGCGGGCCAUGGAGYUGGUGGGCACUGAGUUCCUGGAGCGGCUGGAUUUUUACCAGCGGGCCUGGCUGCCCGCACGGGCGCUGGUGGAAGAGGCUGUGCAACGCCGCUUCGAGGUUGACACCAGCGGGCAGAUCCUGGAGCUGUCCCAGGGUGGCUGUCCCUGGAAGGAGCACCUUUUCCAGCUGGAGCAGGAGCUGGCGCUGCCCAGGCCGGUCCAGCUCGUGCUGUUCCCAGACCGGGGCGGGCAGUGGCGGGUGCAGAGCGUUCCCACGGCUCCUCACUCCUUCCAGAGCCGGCUCCCCCUGCCCGAGGCCUGGCGGGGAAUUCGGGACGAGGCGCUGUCCGAGCUGGCCGGAAUCCCCGGCUGCGUCUUUGUCCACGCCAGCGGCUUCAUCGGGGGGAACCGGACCCGGGAGGGGGCCUUGGCAAUGGCCCGGAGGGCGCUGCAGCUCGGGGGGGAUGCACAAAGAGGGUGAGCCCCCUCCCAAACGUGGUCACCCCAAAAGGGACUCUCUGGCUCGGUGUGGGGUCCCUGGGAUG
Malurus melanocephalus (red-backed fairy wren) is the source of this 1087-nucleotide messenger RNA. It is a transcript of the gene MYG1, whose product is annotated as MYG1 exonuclease. The record is from RefSeq and is a predicted model, not a curated record. NCBI's taxonomy places the organism in Eukaryota, Metazoa, Chordata, Aves, Passeriformes, Maluridae. Gene Ontology annotation, cellular component: nucleus; cytoplasm. The transcript has 7 exons. The annotation marks the transcript as partial.